GGGUUCCAAAUCGGCCGUUACUGCAUGAUUUGUCGAGUAUCGAGAGUUGAUUAGGCCAAGUCGCGAAAACAAAACGGCGCGCUUCAGAUAUUUUUGCCUUCCCUUGGUCUAAAAACAAAAUGGAGGCCGUUUUUACAUUUUAGCCACAUUAUUACCUCACCAAAGACGUAGAUUUUUCGAUUUUGUGACGUUGGUAAAACUUGGAUUUUAAAUCUUUUCUGGCCGAACUUAAUUUCGCUUCACUUGUGUCAGUUUUGGAAAAAAGAGCGGAAAAUAGUUAUCAGUUUACAGGUUUUGGUGUUAGAGCGUCGAUGGCAAUUACUGAGUUAGGAAAGCCGGCAAAUCGUUGUUGGGCAGUAUAAGUGCGUUUAUGGAAUGUUUCUGCUCUGAUUUUCGUAGUAUUCCCGAGAAUAGGAUAGACAAAUAUAUAUGAUAUUAAUUUAUCUAAUCCAGCCAUACCAAAUUCAUCAGAACGUCACAUCGCCUGAUUCAGUAGAUAUUACCUAAGCGUUUGAAUUCACUGCCAGCCAGCUGCCUUGUACACCCGAUCGCGGGUAUCGCCCGUGGAAAGACGUAUCACUUAUUUAGAUUUCCCGCUUUAUAUUACGCGACUUGUGCGAGAAUACCGGCAAAGGAGAGUUGAUAGACUGAUUGGCAGCCCGUUUUACAAACGCUUCAAGGAGUACAGGCAAUUAUAUCUGACGUGCAAAGGUAACUCAUGCUAUGUGUUGCUACAGCUAUAUAUUGAUAUUAUCCAAUGUUCCAAGCAAUAAUUUCUCAAUAUGGAAAGUAGGAGAGAUUCACACAACUCAUCUGAGCAAGGACAAAAGGAAGCUUUUUUAAAUGAGCUUAGUCAAUUUCUUUCGGACAAAGGGAGAUAUGUUUGUCGAACUCCAAAUCUUGCUGGCCGAACGAUAGAUCUUCAUGAUUUAUACAACAAAAUUACUCAAGCUGGUGGAUAUCAGAAGGUGACUGAUAGAGGGUUUUGGGAAGAUUUUUUGGAAUACUAUGGGUUUCCUGGAAUAUCAGCGACUCUUGCCUUUGGAUUGCAGAAGAUUUAUCAAUUAUAUUUGGAAGAUUAUGAACGGGUUCAUUUCUUUGGUGACGAUGAGCCACAACCUUACUCUCGACUUUAUGACGGAAAAUUGAGAAGAUUCAGAUAUCCAAUAUCUGAGUCUCAAAGAUUUCAGUACAAUCUCAACACUGAUAAACCAUCAGUGAGUGACUACGAUAGAGUUGUGUUAUCCCUUGAGUCAUGCUUACCAAAUGAGAUUGAUUUUGCAGUCAAUGCAUGUACACUUCUGUCUGGGGAAUCUAGACAUGUGUUGAAGCUUCCACAAUGCAGAAGAAUUGUGGAUGCUUUACUGUUGCAUGCUGGGAUAGUUUCUGAUGGUCAUGACUCUUAUUGCGGAGUUUUAAAUGAAUUACAACGAAAGACAAAACAUAAUUAUCGGAGAUUCUGGAAUAAUUCAGUUGCAAAAAAAUCAGUAUUACCUGUGCUUCUGCCUGAACAAAACCCAAACACAUUGCCUAAAAAGGAAAACAUGAAUUCGGAGAAUGUUGAAAAAAGAAAUGAAUUACUUGAUAAAACCGUUAAUCAAGGUGAAGAAGGCUUCAUGGACGCUUUGCAGAAACGUUUAUUGGAUAUAAAGACGAAAAAUACAAGUACAAGGAAUAAUAAUUCAGAAAUUGAAAUUGAGACGAAAUCCACAUCAAAAUGGGCAGAACUGUUCCAUGGUUAUCGAUCUCUAGGAGUAGAAGAUUAUGAAGGACAACGUGUUUUGCAGAUUGCACUGGUGCUUCUUAACCUGUCAUUUGAAGACUUCAAUGUAUCGUUACUUGCCCGACAUCCAUCUCUCAUUAGAUUCGUAUUUUUAUGUAUUCAUUCCGAAUAUUCGUGUUUACGACAAACAGGGCUAGAUAUACUCAGUAAUAUAUCUUCUCGAAUUGAACUUCUUCAUUUACAUUUCAACAUGACAGCUAUGAUCUUCGAUGCUAUAGAUUCAGCAGUAUUAUCUGAUGAUAAAUUCGAAAGAAUAAGAGGUUUUGAAAUUCUUGCAAAUAUUUGUCGACCACGUCCCAAUGUUGAUUACGUCUGUGUGUCUGUCAGUGAAGAAGUUUACAAUGCAGCUGUACAAAAUUUGAUGAUAAAUGAUGUUGAACUAUUACUUGCGGCAAUUGAAGCUUUAUAUCGUUUAUCAAAACUAGGAGAAUCACCGUGCACGAAGAUUAUUUUUAUUAAAGGUUGCAUAGAUAUUCUGAUAUGUCUUGUUACACUGAAUGUUCGAACGUUUGGACCAGAAAAACUUUCUGAAAUUCGACUCGCUCGCAGAAUAACACCCGGUCAGCAACAGGCUCAGCAACCGCCACCACCUACAUACCAAGCACCGGUUCAACAUCAUUCCCAUAUGCAGAGACAAAUGCAGUUACAGCAAAAACUAGGUUCUGUUCAUCAAGCGCAACCAUUCUUCGCCACAGCUGCUCCGACUAAUCCCGUCACAAGUCCUAUUCCAUCAACAGCGCAGUCAAGGCCCCCAUUACCCCCACCAAAACCUGUCAUUCCACAAUCAAAACCCCAACCCAAAGUUGACCCAACACCGCCAUCUAUCCCACCUACACUAAUCUCAAAUCCAGUACAAUCACCCCCUGUGCAACAAACCCUUGUUCAACAGCCCCCGCCUGUGAUCAAAACCCCGCCACCAGCCCCACAAGUGGUUGUUCCAAAAUCAUCACCACCUGGGGUUGGUCCCACGUAUACACACUCUGAAGCUGGCACUGUUCCCCCAGUGUUUCACUACAUGCCUGCUCCACCUACAGAAAUAACACAGGAUAACUCACCGGAAUCUUUUACAAAGUUAUGGAUCUGGGCAACAUAUGAGUUUGAAUCCGAAAGUUACAUUCCUCGUGUUGAUGUUUAUUGUGAAUAUCUCGCUUCAUCGAAUAGAUACGGAAGACAAGGAAAGACUGAAGUUCUGUCAGCAACCGAUUUUGGAAAAUGCCUGAAGGAGAUUUUUCCGCAAGCAUCUUCAAGGUUAUUCAACCAAGGAAGGGGUCAACCACAAUAUCAUAUAGCUGGAAUAAAGAAACGUGCAACACCAUUGCCUGUUCCCGGGUAUCAAUUGAAAGAUCCUACGUCUGUUUUUUCAUCCGAAUAUGAGAAAAUACCAACAACAAAGGCACAACCACCGAUCAUAGUAUCAGCGAACAACCAAACUAUUGCAUCAUCACCGUCUCAAGCUGCCAAGCCUCCUUCAAUGCCAAUACCUGGAAUAACUACUGCAGUACCUAUUCAACAGUUACAGUUCCAACCUAUAUUUAUUAUGUCAACAAUACCUGGAAGCAAUGGUGUGACGCUUUUACCUGGUCAAACGCUUGGCUUAUCUGGCCAAACUGUGGCAGCAACUGGUCAAGUUGUGACACCAGUGAUUCAGGCUGUGGCACUUACUGGCCAGGUUAUGGCAUCUGGUGGUCAAGUUCUGGUCCAAGGUGCCCAAAAUAUAUCAGUAGUAGGCCAAAAUGUUGUUACAACUGAGCAAACGCUGACACCAACUGAUCAGAUUGUGGCACCGUCCGGUCAAAAUGUGGCACCUAGUGACCAAGGCGCAGUGUCCAAUGGUCAAAAUAACAAUUUGAAUGAUGGUCAUAAUGUGACCGAUGCAAAUUCAAAUUCUGUCAAUGACGGUGUGUUAUCUACCCAUUCUGCGGAAUCCAUGAGUCAAAAUGAUGCCACGUCUGUUAGUGAGACACUGGCAGGAACUGUACAAUCUGUGGCAUCCACGGAAUUAAAUGUGACUUCUGAAACUCCAGUGCCAUGUCAGAAUGAGCCUCCUGCACCAACUAUAAACAAAACCCAACCUAUAAAAACAGAAAUUGUGCCACCAACAUCUCAACUUGAUGGCAUGACACCAAUGCCACAAAAACCUUCCAAUAUUACCACAACUGAUUCUUCAAAUACACAAAGUUCACAGGUCUCUGACUGUUCCCAAACAAACUCGAAACUUUUACCGAAUGAAACUGAAUACGGUAAAGAUACCAUUUUGAAUGAAAAUUCUACAUCAGACUUGACCAAAAGGGUCUCCCCUAUUCCUAAUACUAAUUCAGUAAAUAAUCAUGAUAGUUCAAAAUUGGGUGGAUGUCAUCAAGAUGCUCAUCUGAACAAUGAUAAAGAAGAAAAAUCAUCGAAUAAUGGUCCAGCGUCUUCUCUUCCUGUGUUGAAUGGCUUUCCUGAGCCAAUGGAUACCAGUGGGACACAUGAAAAUGUGGUCACAUCUCAAGAGAUGAAUACAAAUGAGACAUCUAUGGAGGUAGACAAUGCAAACGAGAACAUUUCAAAGCAACUCAAAUCACAGAAAAAAUCAAAAGAAUUGUCAUCAGAGACUGUACAUAUGGUUAAUGGAUAUGAUGAGAAUUCUCAACUCAUGAACGGUGAAACACCGAUUCUGAACGGUAGUUCAAUAAAACAAGAAAAUGACAAACUCUUUGAAAAAUGUGGAAAUAGCUUAAACUGUGAUACUAACAACACUAAACCUGCUACAAAUGAGGGUUCAAAAGUGAACACUGAGGAAUCAAUAUUAGGGAACACUGUUGUCAACUCAACAAAUGCAAUCUCAGUUUCAGCGAGUUUGUCACAUCCUGACAAUACUAUAACAGAAUCCAGUACGCCAAAGCAUUUUAUGAGUGAACAAAAUUGUACUUCAAUAAACACUGAGGCUGUGGCUAGUAUCUUUAAGAUGGAUUCAGCGCCACGGCCAACCGGUGACAUUUCUGUGACACCGUCUAUUAUGCCUUCCGUUUCCACAACCCCAUCAACAGAAACUCUUACUUUGGGGUCAAAUGCCAUGACCCCGUCGACCCCCACAAACCCAAUACCUCACAGUACUCUCAAUCAACGAUUAAAAGACACAAUAACUCGUAGAAAAAAUUCACAAACGACAACUUCUCCAGCGAUUCAAUCAGCCCCGGUAAACUCCCACACGACUCCAGCUCCAUCAGUCGUAAAGCAGUAUUCAUACAAAGGCAUUCAAUCAAAUCGUGAAUCUGUGUCGAACCUUGCUCAACACAUCAUUCCAAUCACACCUGAACAAUUACAUCAACAAUAUCAGCAACACAGAAUACCGACUGCUUCUAGUACUGUUGCUGCAAUAUAUCAAGGGACGUCUCAAUCACAAGUCGGAAUCAAACGUCCGCAUCCUCAAGCAACAGUGAGUCUGGGUGCUGGACCACCAGCGAAGAUUCUGUGUUCCAACACACAACCCCCUCCUGUGUAUGUUCCUACCCCCCAACAGACCCACCUACCCCAACAACAAAGACAAUUUCAUUCUUCCCAAGUUGGUACACCCAGGCCCCUAGGGGCUGUUUAUCGGCCUCCUGUGCCCCAGCAACAACACACUGGGGUGAGGCCAAAUACCCCGGUGCCGAAUUCUCAACAACCCCAGGGAGCGCAACAAAAGCCUAAACCACCUACGAUUGAUUUAAUGGCACCGAAUGCAUCAUUACUUGUUUUAUAUCGAAAUGUCGGCAAGAUUCCUUUUGCUAAUCAUUUGGAUGAAAAAGAAGACGCUAUCAGCAAAAGUGUGCGAUUAACUGCUACUCUUAUAUUAACAAAUAUUGCAAGAUAUUCUGAUCUCGGAAGAGCUUUAAUACAGAAACAUGAAGAUCACUUGGCAAAUGUUGCAAUGAGUCAAAUGGACUGUUCCCCAAUCGUAGCAAGACUUCUCAGUGAAAUUGACCUUUGAUCUUGGUAACCGCUGCAUGGAUUCCAAACACCGUUGCCAUGGAGCAAAAAGAAGAGGGAAUCAAGGAUAUUAGGCCCAAACUUCUCAAGUGUUAUUGCUUGUUAAAGUCUGAUUUUAGUGAAAUCAGUAUAAGAUAGAAGUAACUGUAUUGUCAAAAUAUGAUAAGGACAAAAUAGAGGGCACUGCUCAAGAUCAAGUCUAACAAACCCUUCUUCAUCUAUUUUUUACCUAUUUAUAAUUGGCUGCUAAAAGCAGAGAAUCGUAUUGUCAUAUUACUAAGUUGAUACUUCCCUGACUCAAAUUUUUGUUGCGAAGUUUAUUCCAACUCUCCGCUGAAGCAUUGUCACAUUGAUGCUACUGCUGUAACUUACGAAACUUUAGUAUGUAGUAUCAGAGUACUCGUAUUAUGUUUAAUCUUUUUCACUGCCUUAGACUUUUUACACAAAAUUCUGAUUCGCUGUAGUCAUUUACUCGGGGGUUUUCCAAAAUUGAUUUCAGAACAUGUUCAUUCGUAAUACAUUUUUUUGCUUGUGGAGCUUGAGAACUGAUGGUUAUACAGCUGAAUUACGCAAUACUUUGUUUAGAUGUUAUUAAUUCACUUGGGAAAAUAUCCAUUCAAUCGGUGGUUGAGUCAAACUCACACACCCAUGUUUCAGAAAAAUAAGUGAGAUUUCUCAAAAAUGGUUGUCAACAGUAUAAUAUAGUGUUCCUGAGUAAUAAUUUUCAUUUAAUUCCCAACUUUUUUUCAUUUUAACAUAAGAGCCCUCAUUUGCCCUAUAUUAUAUAUUAAUCUGAAUGGGAGCACUCUGGUUUUACGCAGUGAUUAGGUUUGUAUCUCAAAUGACAUGCUGGAUGAUUACGUCAGAAGCAUUAGUUUUAAAUUAUCCAGAAAUCCAACUUAUUCUAUUACGAAACAAAUUAUUGUCUCAGAAAUGUGGAAAUAAUGAUACCUUUCCAAGAUGGAUUCAUUAUCUUUUCCGAGGGUACAGUAGAGUUUAUAUUUCCAAUUUGUGUCAUUUGCUGAAGAGGUUUUGUAAAGCAACUCAUUUGGCGUUUACUAUUUAUAUCUCGCUCAAUGUUCAAUUUUUUUGACAAACAUUUUUAUUGUUUGUGAAGACACCAAUGCCGGAGGUGUAGAUAUUUUCUGUUAAAACAUUUACUUUUUCAAGUUUAGUAUGAAAUUUUUCUAUUUGUUACGUUUUCUUUUCUAUGGUACUUUGAUUGGAGGUCGUGUUUGCGGUGUACGCUUGCUUAUUAGUACCACCCCUUGUAUGAACACACAUUUUUGAAUAAGAAGUAAUAUUAAUAAUAACAAUUUCAGUAGUCUUUG
Styela clava is the source of this 7065-nucleotide messenger RNA. RefSeq lists its product as uncharacterized. Gene Ontology annotation, molecular function: DNA binding. The record is from RefSeq and is a predicted model, not a curated record. Gene Ontology annotation, biological process: regulation of DNA-templated transcription. Gene Ontology annotation, cellular component: SWI/SNF superfamily-type complex. NCBI's taxonomy places the organism in Eukaryota, Metazoa, Chordata, Ascidiacea, Stolidobranchia, Styelidae.